This is a messenger RNA of Tilletiopsis washingtonensis, 2570 nucleotides long. RefSeq lists its product as hypothetical. The coding region runs from base 99 to 2516 and encodes 805 amino acids. The transcript has 7 exons. NCBI's taxonomy places the organism in Eukaryota, Fungi, Basidiomycota, Exobasidiomycetes, Entylomatales. The record is from RefSeq and is a predicted model, not a curated record.
GAAGCAGGCACAGCGCUGCACAUCAGCCUGCGCUCGUAGCUGAGCGUCUCGCUGUCAGCCUCUAAUCACUACUUGCGGCCGCACUGCGCCUCGCCGCCAUGUCGUCCGAGCAGCUCGGCUCCUCGUCGCCGCUGCCCAUGGCCAACGGCAGCGCCGCCGCCAGCAGCCCGGCGCCGCGCCAGUCGGCGGCUGGCCCUAGCAGCGACGCUGCGACCGCGCACUCGACGCAGCCGUCGUUUGCCGGCGCCGGCAUUGCCAACAGCGACACGGUGAUGCACGACGGCGACGAGGCCAACGGCGCCGACUCGGCCGGCGAGUCCGACGGCGAGCAGGAGGAGGGCGACGAGGAGGAGCCGGAGGAGGAGGCCGAGGAAGAGGAGGAAGAGGAGGAGGAGUCGGGCGACGACGAGGGCUCGGAGGAGGAAGAGGAGGACGACGACGACGAGGGCUCGGACUCGGGCGAGUCGAGCCGCAGCAUGGCGACGGGCGACGGUGAGGAGCGCGGCGUCGAGGCGGCACUCGGCGGCGAGCCGGGCGACGCCUCGGCGGCGGCGGCAGUGCAGGCCGUCGACGCAAACGGCCAGCCGGCACAGACAGAGGGCUCGACUGCGGCCGCAACGCAGGGCGCGGAGGGCAGUGCAGACGCAGCAGCUGCGGCGCCGCAGGACGGCUCGGACCCCGCUGCCGGCCCGUCCGACCCGACGAUCCACAAGCCCAAGGUCAAGAAGCGGCGGCGGCAGAACCGCACGCCGUCGCCCGGCACGAUGCUGCCCGAGGGCCCGCCGCCGCGCCCGUCGAUGCGCAUGACGCUCACGCCGCUGCCCGUCGGCCGCGACCCGACGGUCGACUACAAGGACUACACCGUCUCCGUGCCCGACCUCAUGUACGACACGCUCAAGGCCGCCGGGCAGAGCGGGCCGUGGAUGAGCUACUGGGAGAAGAAGCGUCGCGACGCCGAGGAGGCCGAGGCGGCCAAGGUGGCGGCCGCUGCGCCGCCGCCCGAGGUGCCCAACGACAUUCCCGCCGACCUGCCGCCGGAGCUCGCGGCGCUGCUGGCCAAGCACCAGGAGACGGGCGUCGUCAAGAAGAAGCGUAAGCGCAGACAGAUGAAGGAGGACCAGUACGACCCCAAGGAUCCGUUCGUCGACGACUCGGAGCUGCAGUUCGACGAGCCGACGCACAGCGCCAAGCCGGACUCCGACGGCUUCUUCGUCCAGUACGGCGCGGUCGUCCUCGAGACGAUCAGCAAGAAGCCGCGCAAGACGCACGUGGCCAAGGCCGCCGACGGCUCGGCGCCGGCACUCUCUGCUGCGGCCGUGCUCAACGCUGCGACGUCGGCGGCCGUGCUGUACGGCAUCGGCACGAGCACCGGCAUCCGCGGCUCCACCACAGGCUCGUCGGCCGCCGCCAACAGGAUGCUGGCCAAGCGCGCGCUCGACCGCGGCAUCCUGCCGCCCAUGCCGCCGAAGCGCGAGAAUGGCGCGCCGGAGCGCAGCCCGAGCAUCUCGCGCGCCGGCGGUGCAAUGGGCCUGGGCAACCUGCUCAACGGCGGACCGUCCGAGGCUGCCAGUCCGUCGCGCUCGCCUGCGCUGGGCGACGAGUCGCGUCGCAGCGUGAGUCGCAUGUCUGAGGGCACACGCGCGGCGCCGAUCGACAUCGACGAGGACGACAACGUCAGCAUCACGGAGCAGGUGCUGGCCAAGUACGAAAAGGCGCUCGAGGGCACCGAGAUCAAGAACCGCGUCUACCGCUCGGACCCGCGCAUGCUGCAGGCGCUCGACGAGCUCAAGGUGCUCAUCGACGCGCAGGACUGGUCGACCAAGGGCCGCUUCCCGCCGGCACUCAAGCCGGCGCUCGUCAAGAUCUCGCGCCUCGCGCUCGACCUCGGCGAGUACAACGAGAAUUUCUUCAGCUGGAUGCCGCACCUCUUCCCGUACAACCGCUUUACGAUGCACAAACUCAUCAAGCGCGAGUUCUACGUCGAGCACCACUCGUACCUCAAGCUGCUGCAGUCCGAGCACAUGCAGCAGCUCGAACAGUCGCUGCGCGACGACCUACCGGCGCACCAGGCCGACCACGCUGCGGCCGUUGCGGCAUGGGAGCGCCGUGGCUCGCCUUCGCGCGACGAGGCGCCGGCCAACGGUGCAGCGCCCGAAGCCGCGCUCGCCGGUGGAGACGUCUCGAUGACGAACGGCGACGAGGCAAACGACGCUGCGGCCGCCGAGGGUGGCCCGCCGGAGAAGAAGUGGCGCUUCAGCGACGACCAGCGGCACCAGAUCUGCAUCUGCGUCGUCAUCGAGGACGCCAUGGCGCAGGUGCAGGCCGAGAAGAUCGGCUUCGAGAAGGGCGAGGUGCCUACGACGAUCAUCAUGGCGCGCAAGAACCUGUACGCGCGCCUCGCAGAGUUGCUGCCCGAGCCUGGCUGGUCGACGUCGACGCAGAUCUCGCGAGAGUUUGCGAACCUCAAGCGCCGCUUCGCGGAGGCGCUCGGCACGGACCCGAAGCUCGACCAGUAGCCGUCAUCGCCAUUCAGCACGUCAUAAUGAUACAUUCACACCGAGGGGUAUAGU